Molecule: messenger RNA, 1451 nt
Organism: Mollisia scopiformis
Lineage: Eukaryota; Fungi; Ascomycota; Leotiomycetes; Helotiales; Mollisiaceae
Product: OTU-domain-containing protein
Exons: 3
Coding region: 157-1152 (331 amino acids)
Biological process (GO): protein deubiquitination
Molecular function (GO): cysteine-type deubiquitinase activity; ubiquitin binding
Source: RefSeq, a predicted model, not a curated record
AUAUCAACGCACACAAGAUUCUGGUCAGUCCAGAUCAGAAUCACAACCACUAUAAAUACGUGUGCUUCGCUCUCGCAGCAACCUUCACCUCGAUGAAAAAACACAUACUUUUCUGAACCACACAACCACCAUUUCUACACUCAAAAAUCAAUCAACAUGGGUCGCAAUACUCGUCAACCAAAGUCCGACUUCCCCUUCCUCGCUGGCUUAGGCCUCAAGACAACCUCAAUCCGAGGCGAUGGCAACUGCUUGUUCCGCGCCCUUUCUGAGCAAAUCUAUGGCGACCAAACUCGCAACAGCGAGAUCCGGGCCAAGGUUGUUCAAUACAUGAAAGCCAAUCCCGGCGAUUUCAAGCCCUUCAUCUCUGUCGAGACAGGAGGUGGCUUCCGUCGCAACCCGAAGAGAAAGAACGCCGCAGCCGGCGACCUCACUGGCCCAUCCGAGUCAGAGAGAGAUCAAGCAUGGGAAGACUAUCUCGUACGUAUGGCUCGCAACGGCGAAUACGGCGACAACCUCGAAAUCCGGGCAUUCACUGAGGCAUACACGGUCGACGUCCGUGUCUAUUGCAUGCCAGCCUCCUCAUACAUCAUCAGAUGUGGUCAAGAGCUCGCUACGGGAGAGUAUCGUCAGAUUGCGCACAUUGCGCUCUAUUCCGAACACUACUCGUCAAUUCGGAAUAUCAACGGUCCCGACACUGGCCUUCCAAACGCCAAGCCCUCGGACCUCGAAGCUCUGGUAGCCAAUCAGGCUACCACCACAAAGGCCAGCAAGACAAUGGCCAUUGAGCAAUGGAUGGUCAACUCAGUGUCCAGCUCACUUCCAAACUUCGUCGACGAGGACACAAUCACCAAAAUCCUCCAAGCCAACAAGGGGGACGUCGACAUCACAGUGUCCCAACUCCUCGGGGACACUGAUUCACCAUCCAGCACCAUCCCCUCAACACCAAACUCCUCAAUCUCGUCAAACUCCGGCAACUACAGCAUUGUCCGAGACGAGGAUAGCGAGGACGAAGAACCCCGCGGCCCCAACAAACGCCAAGCCCGAAAGGAGAAGGAGCGCUUGGAGCGGGAACGAAUCUCCAAUCUCGAGGCAGAGAUUGAAGCAAAGCUGGCAGCCAUGCCACACCUGCACGUCUCCACUGUAUAUACCUAGACGGCGCAGUUGUACUUUAAAUUUUUCAUUUUGUUGGUAUUGCUGCAUAGCGAAGGAUAAGGGCAUAAGCAUGGGACGGGGCGUUUGACAACAGCAUUUGACAUCCUACCUCGAAGCGCUCGGGGUAAUGUCCGGAGGCGUUUGGGAUUUCAGAGAUACCCGACUAGAUGGACAUCUGGUCAUAGAAGGAAGAAUGUCGUUCUCAGGACAGGCGGGAGUAUACCUUUCUCCUUGUGGUCGUUCAUUGCCAUGAGGUUUUAAUGGUACUCCGGGACUUUAAGGAAUUGAAUCAUUUGGAC